Molecule: messenger RNA, 1275 nt
Organism: Akanthomyces muscarius
Lineage: Eukaryota; Fungi; Ascomycota; Sordariomycetes; Hypocreales; Cordycipitaceae
Exons: 2
Coding region: 1-1275 (424 amino acids)
Source: RefSeq, a predicted model, not a curated record
AUGCGAUUUCAGAAUCUAUUAGCAGGUGUCGCCCUUGCAAGUGCGGCUGCCGCGCAGUUCGUCUUCCCCGACGCAUCGGCUAGCCUGCAAGUCAACAAGGCUAUCCAGAUUCAGUGGAACAAGGCCGGCCUUCAGGCACCUCUCUCAAUCAAUCUCGUUCCUGCUGGCGCAGUGAUCCGACAAGAUGUUGUUCUAAAACAGGUUGCAGUAAAUAUCGGAAACGCAGGCAUCCUGCAAUGGACUGCUGAUGAAACCAUUACCGCCUUUCCCAAGUUUGCCAUGGUCAUUAUCGACGCGCGCGCAAAGGUGGUCGUGUCGCAGCCGUUUGUCAUUCAGUCGCUGACGAGACAGCCAGCCCAGCAAAUUAACUUGGGCAAUGGAAAUGGCGGCGGCAAGAAUGGCAAUAAGCAAGCCGGAGACAAGGCUGGAAAGCCGAAUAAUGAGGCGAAUAACAAGGAUAAGAAUAAGGAUAACAGCAAAGACGCCAACAAGGACGCCAACAAGGACGCCAACAAGGACGCCAACAAGGACGCCAACAAGGACGCCAACAAGGAUGGCAAGAAGGAAGAAAAGGUCACCGACAAGGAAGAGAGCAAUGACAGCUCCAAGACCAGUUUACUGCCCCUCCCCGGGCUGCCAGCGAGUGAUGAAGCACCAGUCUCUCUCAAGCCACUCCCCACUAUCGCAUCCGUUCCCUCCGCGACGCAGAUUGCUGCUCCAGCAUCCAGUACGGCGAAAUCCACUUCAAAGCUUACUACCAAAUCUGCCAGCCAGGAGAAACCGUCGACCUCAGAGGCUACACCAGCAGUCCCGCUGCCUACACCGUCAACUUCUCCCGCUGUUGAGGCUGGAAAGGAGCCGGCAGCGGCACAACCGGCUCAAAACGGAUUUACCACUCUGCAGCCAUCAGCAGAACCCGUUCCUGCAAACCCGUCUGCCGCACCCGCGGAAAAAGCCGCAGUGGCCGCUAUACCAGACGGGGCCUUGAAAGCUGAGGCAGUUGUUGCCGGAGGCUCGUUUAGAGAGCAGACCAGCGAAAUGGCUGUUCUGACGUCCCUCCCGUCGCAGGAAGGUCAAGAGACGAUUACCACGGCCAUCACUCCCCGACCGGCAAAAUUUGCCUCGAGUACGUUGAACGGAUUGGCAGAAUCGGCAAGUCCCACAACGUUGGGGGAGACCAAGCCAACAGCUCUGUCGGAGAAUGGCGUGCCGAGGCCCUGUCCCAGUCUGGUACUGGGACUGCUUGGUGCUGUCGCCUGUCUGGCUUUACUGUAA